Hibiscus syriacus is the source of this 801-nucleotide messenger RNA. RefSeq names its product vacuolar protein sorting-associated protein 32 homolog 2-like. The record is from RefSeq and is a predicted model, not a curated record. The transcript is spliced from 6 exons. The coding region runs from base 103 to 759 and encodes 218 amino acids. Gene Ontology annotation, cellular component: cytoplasmic side of plasma membrane; multivesicular body; ESCRT III complex. NCBI's taxonomy places the organism in Eukaryota, Viridiplantae, Streptophyta, Magnoliopsida, Malvales, Malvaceae. Gene Ontology annotation, biological process: vesicle budding from membrane; late endosome to vacuole transport via multivesicular body sorting pathway.
AAGGCUUGGAAAUUCAACGUCAGUGAAGAAACGGCGAAAACCCAGUCGUCUCGGUGAUUGCUUUCGUACAGAAGAUCGGAGGUUUAAUCGGAGAAUUCAACCAUGUUGAACCGGCUUUUUGGAAAACCCAAGCAGGAAGCUAAUACUUUAACAACGUUGGACAAAUUGAAUGAGACCCUUGAAAUGCUAGAGAAAAAGGAGAAGGUACUUCUGAAAAAGGCUGCCGCAGAGGUCGAAAAGGCAAAGGAAUUCGCCAAAGUGAGAAACAAGAGAGUGGCCAUACAGUGCUUGAAGAGGAAGAGACUAUAUGAACAACAGAUAGAGCAGCUCGGGAACUUCCAGCUUCGUGUUCAUGAUCAAAUGAUAAUGUUAGAAGGUGCUAAAGCCACAACCGAAACCAUAGAUGCAUUGGGAACUGGAGCAGCUGCAAUGAAGGCAAUGCAGAAAGCAACGAACAUAGAUGAUGUCGACAAAACAAUGGACGAGAUCAACGAACAAACCAAAAACAUGAAACAGAUUCAGGAAGCACUGUCAGCCCCUAUUGGAGCUGCAGCUGAUUUUGACGAGGAUGAAUUGGAGGCAGAACUGGAAGAACUAGAAGGUGCUGAGUUGGAAGAACAGCUUCUCCAACCCGCAACAAUGGCUCCCACAGCACCAGUGCAGGUGCCUGCCGGCUGGCAAUUGGCUCGUCCCAUUCCUCAAAAGCACACAGCCGAGGAAGAUGAACUUGCUGCAUUGCAGGCUGAGAUGGCACUUUAAGGUAAUUCAUUUUUAUUUAAUGUUGUUGCCAGGGAGCUACAA